AUGUCGUAUCAAGCAAACCAUUCUCAACCCAACAUGGGAGAAUCGAUCCUGCCAGCUUCAAGGCCAUUCAGCAAGUGGUGGCCCAUUGGAUUUGCCAUUGCCUCCGUCGUGCUCUACGCUGUUGGAGGCGGCCUCUAUGGUUCAUCCUGUGCCACCGAUGGCUACUACUACUACUGUAGCUACGGCCUGUGGAGUGGAGGGAUCGCAAUGCUCUCCCUAGGAGGCAUCACAUCAACCAUUGCUAUCAUUCUUCUCAUCAUUUAUCUGGUUCGACGUCGCACUCCCACCCAGUGCAGUUCCGCAUCACGCCUCAAUUAUCAAGACCAGUUUGCUCCACCGCCGCCUGUCAAUAUCCAAACUCCAGGUCCAGCCUACGGGCGAUCUCGGCCGACAAAGCCGGAGGCAGAUAUUCGGGAACUCUCACACCACCAGCCUGCCACGGGAGGUAAAUAUUGUGGCCGUUGUGGAAGUAGCGUCCAGACUCCCUUCUGCCCCAAGUGUGGUGCUCAGGUUUAG
Exophiala aquamarina CBS 119918 is the source of this 516-nucleotide messenger RNA. RefSeq lists its product as uncharacterized. Lineage: Eukaryota; Fungi; Ascomycota; Eurotiomycetes; Chaetothyriales; Herpotrichiellaceae. The record is from RefSeq and is a predicted model, not a curated record. The transcript has a single exon. The coding region runs from base 1 to 516 and encodes 171 amino acids.